Messenger RNA from Blepharisma stoltei, 1873 nucleotides. Lineage: Eukaryota; Ciliophora; Heterotrichea; Heterotrichida; Blepharismidae. The record is from the annotation of a GenBank genome assembly.
AUGGAACAGUGGCUUGUAUCAGUUCAGUGCCAACCAAGUCAAAAGGAUAGUAUCACUCAAGUAAUCGAGCAAGAAGUCAUGCAGACGAGCUCGCGGCCACUUGGAAGAGUUCACUUGUUCAAUUGUCCAAUUCAUUUCAAAGUGGGAUCUCUUGACCAACUUGUAGCUUUAGCAGAUGAUUUGAAUAAGCUGGAUCAUCACCUUGAAGGCGUUGUGAAGAAAGUGGAGCGCCAGUUUGUGGAAAUAGAGCCAAAUCCUCAUCUUACAAUUGACAACCCAUUUGUAGGAAACCAGCAGUCUUUUGCACCAAUAGAUUAUGUUGCCAAUUUUCAAUGGAAUAAUUCCAAGUACCCUCCGACCAAGACUUUGCAAGAACUCUCAGCCCUCCCCUUUAAAUUGGAACAAAAUAUUGUACUUUAACUCCCUUAAAAUUGGCAAAUUUUUUUAAUAGGAAAUUUUAUAGGUAAAAAUACUAAUUUUUAUAUAAUAGAUUUGGCCUAAUUUAAUGGAAAAAAUGAAAUUAGAAUAUUAUUUAUAAAUUUUUGAAUUAAUUCUUCAUAAAAUAAAUUAAUUUCAAAUAUAUAGGUCCAAUUUUAUAUUAAAAAAUUUAAUACAAUUGUUUUUCGUCCUUAAAUAUCAGCAGGAAUUUUUGUUCCGAUUUAUAGGAGGGAGUCAGGACUUAUAGAAGAAAGGAUGAGGGCAUUGGAUGACGAUGUGAAGAAUAAGACAGUGAGAUACCAAGAAGCUAAAAACUCAUUGGGAGCAAUCACUAAAAAGGAGUCUGGAAACCUCUACUCCAAAGAUCUUGCAGAAAUCAUUACAUCUGCUAUAGCUUCGCCUGAAGAUUUCAUCAACUCAGAACACUUGAAGACUUAUUUAAUUGUGCUGCCUAAGAAAGAUGUUAAAAAGUGGUUGGAAGGCUAUGAAUUUUUGGACUCUGGAGUGGUGCCAAGAAGCACAAAGCAGUUUGACGUUGAGGAUAAAGACUUGACCCUGUGGAGAGUUGUAGUUCUUAAGCCAUCGGCCGAUUCCUUUGUGCCUGCAGAAAUAAAAUGGUGACGUUGACGGAAAUUGUUCUCUGAAGCGCAUUCCAUAUGAAGCAGGUAGGAACCAUCCUGAUGAAGCAAGGCCUCUGUCCCUUUUUGAAGUAGGGCUUCAGGUUUGAGGAUGCCUUGCCGAGAAGGGAAGUUUUGUUUCUCCCCGAAGGUUUUCCUGUCUCUGUCAGAUAAGCUCGACAGGCUUUACCUGCGGUGUGUCUGUCCUUGUCGUCACUCUGCAAAAGGUGGCUCUGCCCUAGGGAGAUGAGCUCUUGGAGAGGUGGUUUAGAUCGAAAAUUCAAAAUUGCGACCUUCCAUUUCUCUCUUUUGUCUCGUGGAUUGAUUGAAGCUGAUAUUUUGGAGUCAAGACAAGGUGAAGGCUAAUCCUUGUCUGCUUAUUUCCAGCUUAACCUUUAAACUUUAACUUUGUGUCUGCAGUAAAACAAAACAAAUGGGCCGCAAGAGAAUUUAGCUUUGAUCCUGCUUAUACAGAGAACCAAGCAGCUUCUAAAGAAAAAGUGAAUAAGCAGUUCCAAACCCAGCACAAUUUACUAUGGAGAGCUUGCAAGGUCGUCUUCAGCGAAUUAUUCAUUGCGUUAAUUCAUCUCAAAGCUAUGAGAAUUUUUGCUGAGUCUGUUUUGAGAUAUUCGCUGCCUCCUCAAUUUGUGUCAUUCUAUAUCAUUCCAGAAAGAGAUAGGGAAAAAAGAGUGCUUGACAGCAUGGUCAAAAAGUUCAUGAGGCCUGGAGAAACUGCAGAUAUGUACGGCUCAAGAGAUGAUAGUGAUGAAAACGAAGAUUUCUUCCCAUUUGUCUUUGUCAGGCUCCCAUCGUUUUAA